AUGAACUUGGUCGCGACGAAUGAUACGGAUGGGAUCUAUGAGGAUCCUGAGUAUGGUGAGAUGGGAGAACUGGAGGAGUUAUUGACUAAGGUUGAUAAGAGCGAGGACACGGAUGAUACGGGAGCGAGUGUGGAGGCAGCAGUGAAGCAGGAAGAGGAGAUAGUGAUCACGGAGGCAGCAGCAGUAAACGGUGGAGAUGGAGACGAUGUCAACACAUUUGCAGCAGCGAUCGUGGUUGAAGAUGAAGCAGUAAAUGCGAAGUGUGUGGGAGUUGAAGCUGUGAAAGGGGACAUCAUGGUGAAAGGAUCAAAGGCGAAUGCAACUGCAAAGGGGCAAGUGCUUAAGGAGGAUGAACGCGUUGAAGGGUACGAGACCCGAGAGGUGUUGGGUGUAAAGAUGCCGAGGAGAAGCGAGAGGCAUAAGAAAAUCUCUCAAGGUUUGGAUGUCAAGGCGCUCAACUAUAAGACACAGGAAAUGUGCAACGGCGGCAGAAAGGAGCGGAGAGGAAUGGGUAUUCCUCUGCCCUUCUCAUCCUUUCCCCUCCUUUCACACUCCUUUCUCCGCUCCCUUCUUCCUCCUUUCCCCGCCUUUCUUCGCUGCCUUCCCCCUGCUGCCGCGCUGCAGGCGGCAGGGGUGCAGGCGGCGUGCAGGGAGGGCGGGAGCGGGGAGGCAGGCAGGCGUGGUGUCUACGGGGCCCACCACUCGCCCUGCCACCACACGUGCUGCUCCUCAGCCCCUCCUUCCUACCGCUUGCCCACUCCCCCCCCUCCCUCCUCGCCAUGCCCCAUCUCCAUGCCGCGCCAUCCACUCCCCACAUCACCCUGCAUGCCCCCACCCCCCCUCGCCCUCUCCCCACCGCGCCGCUCGCACUCCCACGCGCACCACUCGCCCCUCCACGGCGUGUCCCCUCUCAGCAGUCAACGCCGUGAGCUGGGCCGCGGUGCCCCGUCACUUGCUGCUGCACCUGAGCACCGCCUGCACGCUCACAUCCCCCUCACCAGUCGCUACACGAGCCAUCGUGCCAGCACCUCAUGGGAAAACCUCAACUGCCAUGCCUGCAUGCACCUCAUGCCUGACGGGUUCUAUGAGAUGAACUUGGUCGCGACGAAUGAUAUGGAUGAGAUCUAUGAGGAUCUUGAGUAUGGUGAGAUGGGAGAACUGGAGGAGUUAUUGACUAAGGUUGAUAAGAGCGAGGACUCGGAUGAUAUGGCUGCGAGUGUGGAGGCAGCAGUGAAACAAGAAGAGGAGAUAGUGAUCACGGAUGCAGCAGCAGUAAACGGUGGAGAUGGAGACGAUGUCAACACUUUUGCAGCAGCGAUCGUGGUUGAAGAUGAAGCAGUAAAUGCGAAGUAUGUGGGAGUUGAAGCUGUGAAAGGGGACAUCAUGGUGAAAGGAUCAAAGGCGAAUGCAACUGCAAAGGGGCAAGUGCUUAAGGAGGAUGAACGCGUGCGUUGA
Closterium sp. Naga37s-1 is the source of this 1455-nucleotide messenger RNA. The record is from the annotation of a GenBank genome assembly. Lineage: Eukaryota; Viridiplantae; Streptophyta; Zygnematophyceae; Desmidiales; Closteriaceae.